AUGCUUCGUUCGUCGAUUUUUGGUAACUUCUGCUCUCGCCUUCUAUCGAACUGUGUGAAUCGGUUGAACGUGCAGACGGGGUACUCGUCGCUUCACGUUGUCGGUCGGCCAGUUCGUUCAAAUGUCAGCGUUAAAGUGAACCAGCAGAAAACCACUAAGGAGCGACGAACCGCCGAAAAAGGAUCGUCGAACAGCGGCUCCUCGGUAGCCGUUGCUGGUGGCGGUGGGGUUCGUAAGUCAAUCGAGGACCUGGUCAAGCCGGUGCCGGUCCAAGUGGCAUCUGGAACAGAUGACAUCAACAUCGGCGCCGAGCUGAGUGGCUCCCUGAGCAAGGACGCACUCAUGAGGGCACUGAACACAUUCGUCCGCCAGCCAGCGGUGCGCAGACUAUGUCAGGAGAGCGGCCUGAAUGACCGCCUGUUGCACCAGGCGUUCAUUAGCUUCCGACGUUUCUGCCUUGACUCUAACCCUCUGCCGACCGACCUGCACAUCACAUUCUCCGAUAUACUGAACGGCAGCUCGAAUGUCGACGACCUCUACCCUCAUUUCCUGAAGCACGCUCGACAGUUGAAGACCAUCUCCGAUCUGCGCCUGCCUCAAAAGUGGUACACGGAGGCGCGAUCCGUCCAGCGCAAAAUCGUCUUCCACUGCGGACCUACCAACAGCGGCAAGACCUACCAGGCUCUGGAACGCUUCAUGACAUCAAAAACCGGCGUCUACUGUGGACCCCUGAAACUCCUAGCUAACGAAGUCUAUCACAAGUGCAACAGCGCUGGCGUACCCUGUGAUCUAGUGACAGGUGAAGAGCGCCGGUACGCAAACAAGGACAACACUCCAUGUGGCCACGUGGCAUGUACGGUCGAAAUGCUGACUACGACAGAGCCCUACGAACUUGCGGUCAUUGACGAGAUCCAGAUGUUACGUGACUGCCAGCGAGGUUGGGCAUGGACUCGGGCUUUGUUGGGCGCGAAUGCCCAAGAGAUUCAUUUGUGUGGCGAGGCGGCUGCGGUUGACGUUGUGAAAGAACUUUUGUACCCGGUCGGUGAAGAAGUUGAGGUCCGACACUAUAAGCGGAUGAGUCCCCUCCAGGUCGCGUCGAAGGCACUCGAGUCGUUCGCCAAUGUUAGACCCGGCGAUUGCAUCGUCGUUUUCAACAAGAGCGACUUGUUCAACAUCGAGAACCAUGGUCACGAGGUGGCAGUGAUAUACGGCAGCCUUCCGCCGGCGACCAAGUUAGCUCAAGCGCAGAAGUUCAACGACCCGAGCAACUCAUGCAAAGUGCUGGUGGCUACGGAUGCGAUCGGCAUGGGCUUGAACUUGAGCAUCAGACGCGUAAUAUUCAAUUCACUGACCAAACCGAUGUGUCUGCAGAUCGGCGGUCGUGCUGGUCGCUUUGGAACCGAGCACCAACGAGGAGAGGUGACGACACUGAGGAGCGAGGAUUUGCCGGUUUUGCAGGUGAUUUCCAUUACGAUUACGCAAGCCGGCCUAAACCCAACGAUUGAACAGAUAGAAAUGUUUGCCUACUACUUGCCGAAGGCGACCUUGUCGAACUUGAUAGACAUCUUCGUAAGCAUCUGCUCUGUCGACGAGAGUAAGUUCUUCAUGUGCCAUGUGGAGGAUCUGAAGUUCCUGGCAGACAUGAUCGAACAUGUGCCAUUGCCAUUAAAGGUCCGUUACACAUUCUGCUUGGCGCCCGUCAACCGCAAGCUGCCUUUCGUAUGUACGAUGUUCCUACGUUUCGCCCGCAAAUUCAGCCGAGGCGAGCUGCUCACUUGGGAAUGGCUAUGUGGUUGGCCGUUUUCUCCACCGCAGAAAAUUAUGGAUCUUAUGCAUCUGGAAGGCGUUUUUGACUUGGACAUAAUCAUUCGCGAAGGCGUAGUGAACAUUACACGUCUUUUGAAAAAUAGUGACACUGGAAGCAUUAAGAGUCGUAGGGCACAGCAUAUGAAGGGCGAUUUAUCGUCGAGAACCGGACACGAGCGCCAUUUGAAAAAAGGCGUACCUUCUCUUUCUAAGUCCCUUAUCGAAAGGGGCCUUCUGACGCCGGAAAUGCUCAAGCAGUUAAGAAACGAACUUCUAGAAGAACGAAAAUCUCAAUCUGGUAUCGACUCUUCAAACAAGCAUGGAGGAAAAACAGAAGGAAAUUAA
Molecule: messenger RNA, 2151 nt
Organism: Soboliphyme baturini
Lineage: Eukaryota; Metazoa; Nematoda; Enoplea; Dioctophymatida; Soboliphymatidae
Source: the annotation of a GenBank genome assembly